Schistosoma guineensis is the source of this 291-nucleotide messenger RNA. NCBI's taxonomy places the organism in Eukaryota, Metazoa, Platyhelminthes, Trematoda, Strigeidida, Schistosomatidae. The record is from the annotation of a GenBank genome assembly.
AUGGCGUCUGAGUUAGAAGCAUAUGUUGGUCGAAUGGUAAAUGUUAUAACAUCAGAUGGAAGAACUAUCGUGGGUACAUUAAAAGGAUUUGAUAAUGUCGUCAAUCUUGUUAUCAAAGAUAGCCAUGAAAGAGUUUUCAGUCCAACUGAAGGUGUUGAGCAAGUUCCAUUGGGUUUAUUUAUUAUUCGAGGACAGAAUGUGGCUGUAGUCGGAGAACUUGAUGAAGAUCUAGACAGGCGAAUUGAUUUUUCACAACUGCGUGCUGAACCUCUUAAUCCUGUUGUACAUUAA